UCUCGUUAAUGAUUCCUUGAUGAAAUACUUGACAUCUUACAGCCACAGCGUCUCAAAAGAACAGAGUCCAAAGUCCACGAUAAUACCCUUCAAACACAGGAAGCUGCGCGCGCGUCGCAGUCAGUCGCUAAAGUCACAGCAGGGUCUCAUCUUCGGCGAAGAUCGCUCCUGCAGACAGAUCCAGAGAUGACGCGCUGUCUGCUCUUCUGCUUCUGCCUGAGUCUGCCUCACAGCAGCGCAGCACAGAUCGCGUACAGACGCGUCGCGAUUCCAGAGCAGGCUUAUUUUGCUGAGCCCUUUGACGCAGCAGCGCUGGACAGAUGUUUGUUCUUGUUUGCGCUGAAGAACUGGGUUUUGUCCAAAGCAGUGAAAGAUGAGCAGCCGCAGCUUCUCAAAUAUGACGGGGAGUGGGUUAUAGAGGAGUCCAGAGAGACCAGAUUAUUAGGAAACCGAGGCCUGGUCCUCAAGUCUCCCGGUAAACACCACGCCAUCUCUGCGUACCUGCGGAAGACCUAUCACUUCACAGACAAACCUCUGUGCCUCCAGUAUGAAGUUUUCUUCCCAAAGACGGUUGAUUGUGGCGGAGCCUACAUCAAGCUGCUUUCUCAUUCGGAUGAUCUCCGCUUGAGCUGGUUCAGUGAUGCCACCCCAUACACCAUCAUGUUCGGUCCAGAUAAGUGCGGCAGCUCGCACAAGAUACACUUCAUCUUCCGUCAUCGUAACCCAGCUACAGGGACAUUCGAGGAAAAACACGCGCGGCAGCCGGAGGUGGACCUCAGCGACUAUUUUACUGACCAGCGUCCACAUCUCUACACUCUGAACGUAUAUCCUGACCACACGUUUGAGAUCCUCGUUGACCUGACACUGAUUAAUAAAGGCAGUCUGCUGGAGGACAUGCUCUCAUCACAAGCUCAAGACCAGGAGGAUUCAGCAAGUGCUGAGCAUCGAAGGUCAGACGAGCCCUUCACCUUGAGCUCCGUCUCUGCUGUGGGCUUUGAGCUGUUGUCCCUCACUGCAGAUGUGAUGUUCGACAACAUCUUUGUCUCUGAUGAUCUGGAAGUGUCCCGGCGCUGGACACAGGACACGUGGGGCCAGAGACAGACCCCCGGAGUGAUUGAAAAGCUGCUGAUGGCGACGGUGAAGAGACCGUGGCUCUGGGGGGUCUAUGUCGUCACUGUGGGCCUUCCCAUCAUCCUCUUCAUUAGCCUCAUGUGGCCUGAUAAGCGGUUCGGUCCUCCAGACCAGGAUUAUUACUAUAAGAAGACGGACGAGCCUCAGGCAGAAGACCGUCAGGACGCCGAGGAGCUCGUCUCUCGCGCUGAAGGUCCAGCGGGAGCGCAGGCCGAGAGCAGAGCCGUCAGGAGAGCGCCGAGAAACACAGACGUGAGUUAACACCGAGGAGCCGACGCAGCGCUAGUCUCAAUAGUUUGAGGAUGAUGUUUAAUUGUCAUGGAAACGUCACAAUGUAAAACAUCUGAAUGGUCCUAAAACUAUCAUUACUUCAAUAAAAAAAUGUAAUACAAAUCUCA
Messenger RNA from Cyprinus carpio (common carp), 1529 nucleotides. Its product is annotated as calnexin. Gene Ontology annotation, molecular function: calcium ion binding. NCBI's taxonomy places the organism in Eukaryota, Metazoa, Chordata, Actinopteri, Cypriniformes, Cyprinidae. Bases 187 to 1392 code for a protein of 401 amino acids. The record is from RefSeq and is a predicted model, not a curated record. Gene Ontology annotation, cellular component: endoplasmic reticulum membrane; endoplasmic reticulum. The transcript has 11 exons. Gene Ontology annotation, biological process: protein folding.